This is a messenger RNA of Esox lucius (northern pike), 3552 nucleotides long. RefSeq names its product vesicle-fusing ATPase. The transcript has 22 exons. Lineage: Eukaryota; Metazoa; Chordata; Actinopteri; Esociformes; Esocidae. The coding region runs from base 149 to 2392 and encodes 747 amino acids. Gene Ontology annotation, biological process: SNARE complex disassembly; Golgi to plasma membrane protein transport; intra-Golgi vesicle-mediated transport. Gene Ontology annotation, cellular component: Golgi stack. The record is from RefSeq and is a predicted model, not a curated record. Gene Ontology annotation, molecular function: ATP hydrolysis activity; ATP binding.
CAAUGUGCUGUGCGUGCUUGAAGUGUUAGCUGGUUCCUCCUACGUAGCCAGUAGCCUCUAUCUGCCACUGCACCCUGCUGUCAGUGUUGCCGACUACCGUAUGAAAUACUUUUCAGAGCUACAUCUCUGAACAUCACCAAACGUAAAGAUGGCGGCCCGGACAAUGCAAGCGGCACGAUGCCCAACUGAUGAUCUAUCGCUGACAAAUUGUGCUGUAGUAAGCGAGAAGGAUCUGCAGUCUGGACAACAUGUGACUGUAAAGACCACGCCAACACACAAGUUUGUGUUCACCACCAAAACCCACCAUGCCAUUGUCCCUGGCACUAUCGCUUUCAGUCUGCCUCAGAGGAAGUGGGCCGGUCUGUCCAUUGGACAGGAGGUGGAAGUGGCCAACUACAACUUUGACAAGUCUCAGCAGUGCAUCGGUGCUAUGACUAUAGAGAUCGACUUCCUGCAGAAGAAGAGCACCGACACCAGCCCCUAUGAUUCAGACAAAAUGGCCAGUGAGUUCAUCCAGCAGUUCAACAACCAAAGCUUCUCUGUCACCCAACAGAUGGUGUUCAGUUUCUGCGACAAGCUCUUUGGGCUGGUGAUCAAAGACAUUGAAGCCAUGGACUCCAGCAUCUUGAAGGGAGAGCCAGCAUCAGGAAAAAAGCAGAAGAUUGAAAUUGGCCUGCUGGUGGGAAACAGCCAGGUGAUUUUCGAGAAAGCAGAAAGCUCCUCCCUCACACUAGUUGGCAAGGCUAAGACCAAAGAGCAGCGUCAGACCAUCAUCAACCCAGACUGGAACUUUGAGCGUAUGGGCAUUGGUGGUCUGGACAAGGAGUUCUCCGACAUCUUCCGCCGAGCUUUCGCCUCCCGAGUCUUCCCCCCAGACAUUGUGGAACAAAUGGGUUGUAAGCAUGUAAAGGGUAUCCUUCUCUUUGGGCCUCCUGGUUGUGGUAAAACUCUGAUGGCCAGGCAGAUUGGCAAGAUGCUCAACUCCCGUGAGCCCAAGAUCGUCAACGGCCCCGAGAUCCUUAACAAGUUUGUUGGAGAGUCCGAGGCCAACAUCCGCAAGCUCUUUGCAGACGCUGAAGAGGAGCAGAAGAGACUUGGCGCUAACAGUGGUCUGCACAUAAUCAUCUUUGAUGAGCUGGAUGCUAUCUGCAAGCAGAGAGGUACUGGGCAGGGCAGUACGGGAGUUCACGACACAGUGGUCAAUCAGCUGCUGUCCAAGAUAGACGGAGUGGAGCAGCUCAACAACAUCUUGGUCAUAGGGAUGACAAACAGGCCAGACCUGAUAGAUGAUGCUCUGAUGAGGCCUGGCAGGUUUGAGGUCAAGAUGGAGAUCGGUCUUCCAGAUGAGAAGGGCCGUGUUCAGAUUCUCAACAUUCAUACUAAUAAGAUGCGUGACUUUGGCCUGUUGGCUCCUGAUGUGGAUGUGAAGGAGCUGGCUGCCGAGACCAAGAACUAUAGUGGAGCUGAACUAGAGGGAUUGGUCAGAGCUGCCCAAUCAACAGCCAUGAACCGCCACAUUAAGGCCACUGCCACAGUUGAGGUUGACACAGAAAGAGCUGAGAAGCUGCAGGUCACCAGAAGUGACUUCAUGGGUUCCCUGAACAACGACAUCAAACCAGCGUUUGGUAGCAACCAGGAGGACUAUGCCAGCUACAUCAUGAACGGCAUCAUCAAGUGGGGAGACCCAGUGACCCGCGUGCUGGAUGACGGGGAGCUGCUGGUGCAGCAGACCAAGAACAGUGACCGCACGCCGCUGGUGGCUGUGCUGCUAGAGGGACCUCCUCACAGUGGAAAGACAGCCCUGGCUGCUCAAAUCUCAGAGAGCUCCGAGUUCCCCUUCAUCAAGAUCUGUUCCCCGGACAAAAUGAUCGGCUUCUCCGAGAACUCCAAGUGCCUCGCUAUUAAGAAGAUCUUUGAAGAUGCCUACAAGUCUCAGCUGAGCUGUGUGGUGGUGGAUGACAUUGAGCGUCUCCUAGACUACGUUCCCAUUGGACCUCGCUUCUCCAACAUGGUUCUCCAGGCCCUGCUGGUGCUACUGAAGAAGACUCCUCCUAAAGGCCGCAAGCUGCUGAUCAUCGGCACCACCAGUCGGAAGGACGUGCUGCAGGAGAUGGAGAUGCUGGACGCCUUUAGUACCACCAUCCACAUCCCCAACAUCUCUACUGGAGAACAUCUUGUGGAAGCCCUGGAGCUACUGGGAAGCUUCACGGAUGCAGAGAGGGCCACCAUCGGUCAGCACGUCAAGGGGAAGAGGGUCUGGAUCGGCAUCAAGAAGCUCCUCAUGCUCAUCGAAAUGUCCCUGCAGAUGGAUGUGGAGUACAGAGUAACCAAGUUCCUGCAGCUUCUCCGAGACGAGGGGGCGUUGGAUGAAGGCAACCACAUCCGAAUUUAACCUGUCGCUGAGGUGACCGCAAUGACCGCAGUGACCGCAAUGACCGCAGUUACAAGUUUGACUAGAGGUGAAGGAAUGUCUGACUGAGAAAUGAAGGGAGUGGAGAGGAAAAGACGACAUCUGUCCUUCCAUCCUUAUCCAAACCAUUAGAGAGAGUGACAUUUUCCCUUUUCAUCAUCCACGCAUGUUUCAGCGGCAACUGCCGUCAUCUGCCAUCCACUCAAACACUGUUACCCUAUCACAGAAACCUAUUGAAAGUCGUGCUGUUCCAAUAUGUCGUCUGUAUGGAUGGCAAAGUGCUGUCUUGUGCAUCGUGCGUAUAUUUAGCCAUGUAUAAUGUUUUAUCUUUCUGCAUUUACAGUAUAUCUGUCUCGCUAUCUAUAUUUCUUUUCACCAGUGAAUAUAUCAGUCUUGAAAUAAAAACAUGUAUUAUAAAUAUUAUUUAUACAUAUAUAUAUAUAUACAUGCAUAUACAGUGCCAGUCAUUAAACCCAUCAGAUUAUAACUCAUUAAAGGCUUUUAGUAAGUGUUUCAGUGGAAGUGAGAAGUGCUGUUCCGCGUGUAAAUGUAGGCUAUUUCCUCCACAUCUGUUAUUUAUUUUCUGUACAUAGUUUAUGUAAAAUACAGAGGAUCAUGAAUGGUUUCAACAUAAUUUUAUUGACUAUUAUUGAGUGAUGUAUAUCAGUAUUGAUGUUUAUUUUACUGCAAAUGUUAAGUUUACAAAAAGAUAUGUGGUGUUUGUAACUCGUUGUAGUCUAUCAAUGUACAAUAUAUCUAUUCUGUAUGAACGAGAACAGUAUUAAACAAGUCAGCACUUUUGAAAUGGUUUAGGAUGCUACAAAGAAACCUUUAUUACUAAUCAAAUAUGCUCAACGUGUGAUAUUGGGUGAGUGUGUGUAAGCACUGUGUAUGAACAAGCAUUACUUAUGUGUGUGCCAGUAAGAGUGAGUGUGUUUGUCCGUGUAUAAGGACAGUAUGUGUGUAACUGAAUCCAAAUUUGACCAGUCUUUUGUUGUGAUCCAAUCCAUUUGUUCAUUUAUUACUUCAUGUGAACAGUGCUGGUUGUCAAAAACAAAUUUUAUGUUCUGUCCAUUGACUAUGAGUCAACAUACUGAUGUAUCAUUGCAUUAAAAGCAGAUGCACAAGGUACAAAGAACGCC